This is a messenger RNA of Paramecium octaurelia, 1180 nucleotides long. NCBI's taxonomy places the organism in Eukaryota, Ciliophora, Oligohymenophorea, Peniculida, Parameciidae. The record is from the annotation of a GenBank genome assembly.
CAAUAAUUAAUUGUGAUGCUUCACAUUCCAGAUGUAGUAAUCGGUAUUGAAAGAGCCAAUCAUAAACACUUCGAUGACAUCUACGAAACCUAAAAACUAGCAAACCCUGUUAAGAUCUCCAUGAUUAAAAUCCAAUAUAACAAAGAGCAUGUCACAGGAGUCAAGCUUAAAUACAAAGCAAUUGAUGGAAGAGUAGCUAAAGGAACUUGCUCAAUGAAGUUCAAAUUGCUCGGAGGCUUGCUCUCUGGAACAAAAAAAGAAAAAUACAAUAUAGCUGACGGUAAUAAUUUAAUAUUAUGAUUCAGAUGAUUACAUCAAAGAAAUACAUGGAUAUGUUGGCACAGAAAUCAAUCAAUUUGGAUUUACAACUUACAAAGGAGUUAGUCACAGGUGCGGUAUAGCAAAAGGAGUGUCGUUUUCUCAUCACUUUCCACUUCAUACAUUCUCCUCAGCAAGGGGCUCCUACGAUAAGUUCUUGGACUUUAUAGCCUUUAGAGUAGUGCCUCUUACUCCUGAUUAAUUGAAAAAAUUGGUAAUAGAUAUAGCAAUAUUCGAAGGGAUUGGGCUAAGGCAAUGUUAAUGUUGUUGUUACAUAAGUCACUCAACCUCCUCCUCCUCAACCAUAGCUCCAAUAGCCUGGAUAGUACCCUCCACCAGGAUAGUAUCCUCCCCCUGGAUAAUACCCACCUCCUGGAUAGUAUCCACCUCCUGGACAAUACCCACCCCCUGGACAAUAUCCACCACCUGGAUAACAACCUCCUCCUGGGCAAUACCCUCCUCCAGGAUAUCCAGGACAACAACCACCACCUGGGUAAUAUCCUCCCCCUGGACAAUAUCCACCACCUGGGUAGUACCCUCCUCCUGGAUAAUAUCCACCACCUGGAUAGUAUCCUCCUCCUGGAUAAUAUCCCCCUGGGUAGUAUCCCCCUGGACAGUAUCCUCCUCCUGGAUAAUACCCUCCACCAUAAAAUACUACUGUUAUUAUCGAGUAGUAAGGUCCUCCACCCCCUCAAUAACAUAGUGGUGGAGGCGGUGCCGUAGCUGGAGCACUUAUUGGAGGUGCUUUGAUUGGUGCUGCUUUGGCAAACGAUCACCACCAUCAUCAUCAUGGUCCCAAUGUUGUAGUGGUGAAAAAGCACGGUCAUCAUCAUUGAAUUUAUUUAGCCAUUAUUCAAUAUAU